AUGAGGGUGCACCUGGGCGCGCUGGCCGCCGCGGCGGCGCUGAGCGGGGCGCUCAGCUUUGUGCUGCUGGCCGCCGCCAUCGGCACCGACUUCUGGUACAUCAUCGACACGGAGCGGCUGGAGCGCAGCGGGGCGGGCGCGCAGGACGCUCCGGGCGCUGCCAACCGCAGCCGGCCCGAGCCUCUGAGCUCGCACUCCGGACUCUGGCGGACCUGCCGGGUCCAGAGCCCGUGCACGCCGCUGAUGAACCCCUUCUGGCAGGACAACGUGACCGUCAGCGACUCGAGCCGACAGCUUCUCACCAUGCAUGGGACCUUUGUGAUCCUGCUACCACUCAGCCUCAUCCUGAUGGUCUUCGGGGGCAUGACGGGCUCCCUGGGCUUCCUCCUCCGAGCUAGCCUCCUGCUCCUGCUCACCGGGACUCUCUUCCUCUUUGGAGCCGCUGUGACGCUCGCCGGCAUCAGCGUGUACAUCGCCUACUCGGCGGCCGCCUUCCGGGAGGCGCUGUGUCUCCUGGAGGAGAGAGCGCUGCUGCAGCAGGUGGACAUCCGCUUCGGCUGGUCCCUGGCCCUGGGCUGGGUCAGCUUCGUCGCCCAGCUGCUCACCGGGGCCGCCUUCCUGGCUGCGGCCCGCAUGCUCAGCCUGAGGCAGAGGCAGGACCAGGCCGUGUGA
Messenger RNA from Lepus europaeus (European hare), 672 nucleotides. RefSeq names its product transmembrane protein 114 (gene TMEM114). Lineage: Eukaryota; Metazoa; Chordata; Mammalia; Lagomorpha; Leporidae. The coding region runs from base 1 to 672 and encodes 223 amino acids. Gene Ontology annotation, cellular component: apical plasma membrane. The record is from RefSeq and is a predicted model, not a curated record. The transcript is spliced from 4 exons.